AUGUCGGCAGCGGGUGACCGCCGUGAAAUUGUCGUUGUUGGUGGUGGGAUCAUUGGCUGCUGCACUGCAUAUUUCCUCACGAGACACCCACUCUACGAUCCAACACGCCAUAAAGUAACGCUCCUCGAGGCCUCCGACAUUGCAGGCGGGGCAUCGGGGAAAGCGGGCGGGCUUCUCGCGCAAUGGGCUUAUCCAAGCAAUAUCGUGGAUCUCAGCUUCUCGCUCCACGCGCUGCUCGCGAAGGAGCACGACGGAAAGAACAGAUGGGGCUACCGGGAGACCAAUUGCGGUCAACUUGUCGUGAAGGGCCGCGCCAUGAGUGAGAAGAGCCCGAAGAAAGAAGAAGGCGAGUCCCUGCAGAAGCGCAGUGCGGCCGCGGUCUCCAAACUCAAAUCAGCCGGAAUCCCUCAAGAUCUUGACUGGAUUCAGCCAGACCUAUUGAGAGCGUACGAGAGCAUGGGCGGUCCUGGUGAGACCGCUCAGGUACACCCAUACCUCUUCACAACGUCUAUGGCAAAGCUGGCACAAGAGAAGGGCGCAGAGGUCAUCUUUGGACACGUCACAGACAUUGCUCGUCCAGGUGACACCGUCGAAUCUGUUACAUAUACCGAUAAAGAGUCGGGAGAGUCGCACACUAUCCCUGCCACUGAUGUGAUUGUCGCUGCCGGACCAUGGACCCGCACAGUCCUUCCGGAAGUCCCCAUUGCGGCGAUGCGUGCGCACAGCGUUGUCAUUGAACCAACAAGGCCCAUCAGUUCCUAUGCUCUAUUUACAAACAUUGAGAUACCGGCCAACUUCAACCCUGCGAAGAAGUCGCGACCUACAGUGGCCGCACCGGAGAUAUAUACCCGCCCAGAUGACACCAUCUAUGCUUGUGGUGAGGGAGACAAGACUGUACCGCUGCCAAAAUCCUCCGCAGACGUUGAGGUAGACCCUGAGCGCUGCCAGGAGAUCAUUGAUCAAGUCAGCAGUAUCUCGGAUGAACUGCGUGAUGGCAAGAUUCGCACACGGCAGGCUUGCUACCUGCCCAACUGCACGAACGGCGGAGGUCCAUUGGUGGGCUUGACCCAUACCAAGGGCCUCUAUCUUGCCGCUGGUCAUACUUGCUGGGGUAUCCAGAAUGGCCCCGGCACAGGGAAGCUGAUGAGUGAGUUUGUAUUUGAUGGCCAGGCCAAGAGCGCGAAGAUUGGAUCGUUGGAUCCCCGCGAUCAACUUUGA
Penicillium canariense is the source of this 1218-nucleotide messenger RNA. Its product is annotated as NAD(P)/FAD-dependent oxidoreductase. Gene Ontology annotation, cellular component: cytoplasm; late endosome. Gene Ontology annotation, biological process: retrograde transport, endosome to Golgi. Gene Ontology annotation, molecular function: oxidoreductase activity. NCBI's taxonomy places the organism in Eukaryota, Fungi, Ascomycota, Eurotiomycetes, Eurotiales, Aspergillaceae. The transcript has 2 exons. The record is from RefSeq and is a predicted model, not a curated record. Bases 1 to 1218 code for a protein of 405 amino acids.